ACGAAGGAGCCUUUGAAGUCACUGAACUACCGAUGUGUCUUUACACAGCACUGACUGACUGACAGCACGAACAGCCAAUGAGAGAGAGGACAGAGCAGUUAUGCAGAGAAACACGACCCGACCUCAGAGCUAGCCAGAGGCAGGAGUCGCACUUGUCCACGCGUAACAUCACUGCUCAGAGACUGAGGGAGGAACAGACGCGCUCUCCCAGGCAGCCUGAAGGAGACAUCAGAGAAGCGCAGAGACUCGCACACACCGCUCACAGCCGUCGGGAUCAGCAGGAGAAACACGUGCCCAGUUCGAGCGACAAACAUCGGAAAGUUCGGGGAGCGGAAGGAUACGGGAUCCGGAGGGAAGGGGAUUUGCCUGGGGAUAUAGACGAGUGAGUGCGGAGGGAGCGGCGGUCUCAGAGCGCUGAAUCCAGUGGGAAUCCCUUCAGCAACAAGUGAGCGCGGGGCAGUGUGGGACUGAGCAACUUCACCGCCCGGGAUCGUCUCUAUCGGGGGAAUAAUGAGGAACGUGUGGCUGAUCGUUCCCUUUGCCCUGCUCGCUGCCUUCUCCGGGGAAACGUGGGCCCAAGCUGACAGAGACCUAUAUAUCGACAGCACAGAAUCAUCGGGAAACUACCCAGUUGAUGAUGAUGAUUACUCUUCUGGAUCUGGCUCUGGCAUCCCAGCACAUGAUGACGAUGAAGACAAUGUAGUAUUAACAACUGUCCAGACACUUAUAAGCAGCCCUUCAAGUGAAAUGCCAUAUGUUGACACUACAACGCUGAAAACACAAACAAAAAUGGCACCUGAAACCAAGGAGCCUGGUGAAGUAGAGUCAACUAACACAGUUCUUGUCCACGAAAACAAGAAUAUCAUCCAGACUGCAACACAUACAGAGAAUCUGUUCCACAGAACAGAAGUACUUGCAGCUGUCAUUGCUGGCGGUGGCAUUGGCUUCCUGUUUGCUGUAUUCUUAAUCCUCCUGUUGGUUUAUCGCAUGAGAAAGAAGGAUGAAGGCAGCUAUGACCUUGGCGAACGCAAACCAUCCAGCGCCGUCUACCAAAAGGCACCAACUAAAGAGUUUUACGCGUAAAACUGCUACUUUAGUGUCUCUUUUUACGAGAUCACUGAACUUUUCUUUUAAGUAAAGCUUUUGCAUAGAAUAAUGAAGAUUUUUUUUUUUCAUUAAAAAAAAAAAAAAACCUUUACGGUAACUUUAUGAUAAAAAAAUCCCAUUAUAUUUAAAAAUAAACAAACAAAAAACUUUUCAUUUAUUCCUUUAAAAAAAAAAGAAAAUAAAAAUAAAUGUAAAGUCAAUUCUUCGCAUUUUCAUUGUUGAGCGAAUAACCGCAGCAGAGUAUUAUUUUCUAAGACCAUUGGUAUUCGCCAAAAAAAAAAAGUCGCCAACCUUUAUGCAUUAAACAACAAUGAAAUGGUCGCGUCAAGCUUCGGGUCAAUGAAAGGUUGUUUAAUAUUUUUAGCAUGUCUCAGAUCAUUCAAAUUUUUAGUUUUAUUUCAUUAAUUUAUCUGUUUCCAAACAAAAAAUGCCUUUUGUAGUUGUCACGUGCAAUUGUCUUAGGGUAAUUCAGAUAUACAGUAUAUAUAAGUGUAAAUGUUUUUUUUUUUUUCUUUCCUAUGUAAACAUUAACCUCCGAGAUUUGUAUAAAACCUGUAACGAUAUUCAUUUUACACGAUUGUUCUGUUUUCUUUGUUUUCUCAGUGUUCAUUGGGCAAAUUUAACACGAUGAGUGUGUAAAAUCGGAAUAUCCCCUCCCCCCGCAAAGCUGUUCGGUUAAAGCCACAUGGGUGUUUGUAUUUGCCGCAACAUUUACGUUGUUUGGAUUCCGUGAUAUAAGCCAGACAUGAGGCCGUCAGAUAUUUGUUGUCUGCUGUUAAAAUAUGAUUAUAUCCAAUGGGAAUAUUGGUAUUCGGAAGAAAUCUAAUUCUUUCAUUUUUACAUCGCAUUAAACUGCUGCUUCUUCGGUACUUAAAAAUUGCAGCGACAAAGUCACCCAUGUGGCCUCAGCCUAUGUCAGCUCCUCUUAAUUGAAGCUGCAUUCUCUGUUUGUAUUUGCCAUUUCACUGCCUGAAAGAACUAGUCCUUGCCAUCCGAUAGAUAUCUCUGCCCGUGGAUGUUAUUGUUUUAUUGAUACCGCUUAUAUUCGUUUUGUUCCUUUUAUGUUUUUCCAUCGGCUUAGUCCAUCCCACUAUAUUCUAUAUUUUGAAGGUUUAGUCUUACUUUGAGAUAAGGAACUGAAAAUCCCGAGUCCUGCUUUUUGGAGCUGUAAAGACUCCGCCGUGCAUUGUGCAACAGAGAGCUCAUUUAAGAGUGUAGUACCAGUGACAAACAAAACGUAGCAGUUGGUUUAUUUGGCACCUACGUGCUAUGCCUUAGAACAGGGAUCCCCAACCUUUAGAACCCGUGAGCAACAUUCAGAAGUAAAAGGAGUUGGAGAGCAAAACUAGCAUGAAACAUGUUCCUGUUGUGCCAAAUAAUGGCCAUUUAGCAGUCCCUGUAUGGAUUGUCAACCUCCAAUGAGACUCUGUUUGGCAGUGCACCUGUUUCAUAUGCAACCAAAACUUGCCUCCAAGCCUGGAAUUCAAAAAUAAGCACCUGGUUUGAGGCCACUGGGAGCAACAUCCAAGGGGUUGGAGAGCAACAUGUUGUUCUUGAUCUACUGGUUGGGGAUCACUGCCUUAGAGACAUAUCAAACCAGGUACACUACAGUUUUUAGAGAGCCGAUAACCCCACUGCUUUUAAGACCACGUUAUUUAGGGAGCGAAUGCAUCCUUUAAUACCAGUAGCGUUGGAGAGGGCAAGCCGAGCAUUGCGUAGUAUGUUCUGGCCGUAUUUGCUAUGUGAUAUUGGACAGAGGAUGAAGGUUGAACCAAGUCCAAAGACUAUAACAGUAUUCUGGCAAAGUUGCAUAUGUCCGUGGCCACUGUACUCAACUCCUUUUACAUUUUGAAGGUACGACUUGGGAGUUUCCACAGCAAUUUUUGUCAUUUCUCAACACACAUUUUAAGUUGUAAGAGUCUUUUUUUCAAGCCUUUGAAGUGCCUACGAUUCCAUGUAAAUUGUUACAGACUGUGUUACAGAGUGUAUGACAAAAAAAAUAAAAUAAAAAAAAAUGUUGGUUAUUUUAUAAGCACAGAAAAAUCUAAUGGUAAUUUUGUAGUCUUACAUCAAUAGACCUAAAAAUGUAAUUUGGGAACAUAAACACUACUGAAUAAAAUCAUGUGGCCUAA
This is a messenger RNA of Xenopus laevis (African clawed frog), 3239 nucleotides long. It is a transcript of the gene sdc2.S, whose product is annotated as syndecan 2 S homeolog. The coding region runs from base 511 to 1083 and encodes 190 amino acids. The record is from RefSeq and is a predicted model, not a curated record. The transcript has 6 exons. Gene Ontology annotation, cellular component: cell surface; membrane. Lineage: Eukaryota; Metazoa; Chordata; Amphibia; Anura; Pipidae. Gene Ontology annotation, biological process: cell migration.